This is a messenger RNA of Anopheles coustani, 4905 nucleotides long. Its product is annotated as E3 ubiquitin-protein ligase Topors-like. Gene Ontology annotation, biological process: protein monoubiquitination; protein polyubiquitination. The record is from RefSeq and is a predicted model, not a curated record. Gene Ontology annotation, molecular function: ubiquitin protein ligase activity. The transcript has 4 exons. The coding region runs from base 433 to 4119 and encodes 1228 amino acids. NCBI's taxonomy places the organism in Eukaryota, Metazoa, Arthropoda, Insecta, Diptera, Culicidae.
AUUCACUUCUUUUUGUGGCGUUGGUGCUUGAAAACGUUUCCCCAACAGUUCUAAAAAAGCGAACAAAAAGUGUACCGUGUGUGUAUAACGUGCAAUUGCUUUUCGUUAGUCAGAUUCCUCUUUCCCGAGAUGAUUUACGUUUCACUCAUAAUGGCGUAAAGUGUGGUAAUGGGAUGACCAAAUGUUUCCCUGUGUUGUGAAGGUUCCUCGGCUAAAAACGAUCCUGUGCCGCACCAAAGACCAAAAGAUAACUUGCUCGGCUUGAACUAGAACAAGCAGUGAUUGAAUGAGCGUAGUAUUUAGAUAUUGUGUGGGAACAGUGUGAUUACGGAGCAUUCCAACUGCACCUACCGUAGGGGGUAUUAGUUUAGUGGCGUAAGAAAAGUGGGUGAAAAAUCUGUUGCCGUUAACGAAAACAAACAGCUUCCCACGAUGGAGGAGCUCGGCGUAGUCGAUUGCCCUCCGACACCGGAAAUACUUCCCGUCUCGAGCACACCGCCAGCGCGUCACGAGAUCACGUACAGCUCAUCCUCGGAAGAUCCGGACGAGUCGGCGGAUGGUCGCCGUUCACCGCCGCCCAAGUGCGCCAUCUGCCUGGGCAAGUGUCGCCAGCCGUCGUACACCAAUUCCUGUAGUCACCGAUUUUGCUUCCAGUGUUUGUGGGAGUGGAGCAAGGUCAAACCGGAGUGUCCGCUGUGCAAGCAGUCGUUCAUCGAGAUCGCCUACCGCAACCGUGUGGACAGCCAGCCGCUUAUAACUCCGGUGCCCCGCCCGACGGACGAGCAGCGCCACGAAAUCUACCAGCAGCAGCUGAACUUUCUCCUCACCGAGCGAGCUCCUCACCGCUUCCUUUACAGCACGUCGAUUCGUAUGCGGCCGAGCCAGAGCGAGCUGCUGCAGGAGCUAUUUAUGCAUCAGUCCAACGACGUGCAGCGAUUUGUCCGUGAGUUCGGCAACCAGCCGAUCCCGUCGCGUCUCAAUACCAUCGAAUGGAGGCGGUUCAUUUACGUGCAGCGACUUUUCGCUCGUCCCCUGCCCGACAUCAACGGCUGCUUCCGCGAUACAUCGGCUAGCUAUUAUCAGAACAAUUCGGCACAACUUAACCGCAUACUGCCGUGGGCCGACCGGGAGCUGUUUGCGAUAAGCGUACCUCGGUCCGGGAUACACGUGAUCACGAUGAUGCAGGAAACCGAUGUCGAGUCGCAGAGCUUUCUGGACGGGUUGAACCACAUCUUACCGCUCCAGUACCGGGCACACUUCCAGCACGAGCUGGUAAACUUUGCCCGCUCGCCUUUCGACAUGAUCGGUUACGAUCGGUGCGUCCAGUAUGAUCCCCCGUUCAGCGUUCGGCUCAGCCUACCGACGAGUCCACGGAACGUCGUCAUCUCGUCCUCGGAACCAGACGAUGACGAGAUAGUCUACCUACCAUCGCCUCCAGGGCCUGCUCCUGCCUCCGCCGGUAGCAGUAGCAACAACAACAGCAACCACAGCACCAGCCAUAGCAACGGGUCACAAGGUAGCGUCAGCAGCCGACGCGUCGGACGCACACAGUUCCACAUCGAAGCACGUUCGUCCGUUCAAACGGUCAUCAUGACCGGAACGUUGCGUGAGUCGGGCGCUUCGGCUGGCGCUUCGGAUGGGACGGUCCCGCUGGCAACGACUGGCACCCAAACGGCGCAGGUGAUCGAAGUAAACGAUGAUGCGCCGCCACCAACAGCUCAAACCGCGCCCACACUGAUGCACCGUCCCGGAACGUACACGCUGCGCGACGGCGACAACAUCGAGCUCUCGUCCAGCGACUCCGACGAGUGUCAGUUCGUGCGGGAACAAAAACCGCCUCACCUGCGUACGCCCGAUCACGUGGUUGAUCUCGAGUCGGCCAGCGACAGUGACGUGGUGUUCGUGGACGAAGCCAGUACCAUUCCGGCACCGAAAGUUUCCUCGGCGGAAGGCGGAGCUGCAGGUGCUGCUGGUACUGCAUCGCAAACGAGCCAACAGGAUGCGCUGAAGAAGGAAACAUCGACCGGGUGCCUCGAGUACAACCAGGGUGCAUCGACCAGCUCGGGGUACUGCGGUGGAAUGAGCGGGGGAAGUGGUGCGAGCGGAAGCGGCACGACGGUUGGACUGCGGCCGAGACACUACGCUAUGCCAUCGCUCAAUCGUUACGCAGGCGGCAUCGGAAUGAAGAGCAUCUAUGAGGCGAGCGAUACGGACGACGACAGCGAUGGAGAGGGAGUGUUGGGGUCGGCUUACAAAGGCUCGUCUGAGAGUAGCUCGGCGAGCUCAUCGCACGAGGAGUUCCGAUUUAGGAGCGUCCAUCAGCAACCUUCGCGCGGGAGAAAGCGGAAACGGCUCGUCAAAAGAGUGGCCGCUCCGCCCAAGCAAAGGGGAAAGAAGGAACUGCGCGAUCGAGCAAAGGAUGUCAGUAGCGACAGUAGCAUUGCCAGUGGUAGUAGUGCUACCAGUAGCAGCUCCAGAAGCAGCAGCAGUAGUAGCAGCAGUAGCAGCACUAAUAGUAGUUCCAGUAGAAGCAGCAGUACCAGCUCUACUAACAGCAGUAGCAGCAGCAGCUCCAGCACCAGCAGCAGCAGUAGCACCAACAGCAGUCUGCCCUCGGAGGCUGUAAAACCAGCGAAACGCAGAAAGCGUCAAACGAGUAGCAACCCAAAGGCCGCGGCGAAGGGGGCAAAGUCUAAGAAGGCUCGAAAAAGCAAACAGCCGACCGGAGCAAGCGCUAAACUUCCCAAGGAUGUCGCACCGGACGUGGGUGUGAAAUCGAACCGUCGCAAUAGGUCACAGCAGCCGCCCCGUACCCCGGUGACUGGCAACAGCAAAGCCAGCACAAAAGCUAGUUCCAAAGGCACGAAGCGCAGGAAAACGAAGGCCAAAACUUCCGACACUCGAACUCGAGGCGGCAAACGGACAAAGCGUAGUGCAAAGAUGGAAGCGGAAGUCCACCAAGCGUCCCCGGUGGUGGAGACACAGCGACGAGCGGCACGUGAUCACUAUUUCGUCGAAACGCGCCCUUCCUGUUCCCCGACCGAGGAAGCGGACAAUAGGACACGCCGUCUAAAGAGUGUCAUCAUAAAGCGUUGCCAUUACAACCGGAAACCAAACACGGCAACGACAACCACAACGACGACGACGACGACGAUGACAACGACGACGACGACGGUGGGGUUUGAGGAGGAACCAACGCAGCGAACAUCUUCCACCGUACCGGUCGAUGUGAAAAUCUCCAUCCGGAUACCCGCGACGGUGGAAGCCACACUCAAUCCAGAACCUUCCACCUCAGGACUUCCACUUCCCGUUGCCCAAUCGGUGGAUGAGGCCACCGACAGACGGCAGGAAACGGCCGCAACGUUACUGCAGCUCUCCUCGCCCGCGUCCGAUUCGGGCUCAGAAACGGCCGAACUGGACGAGCGUGUUUGGGACAUUUUAAAGCUCCCCUUGGAUAUCGUUCCCUCCGCAAGCGCACCGGAACGCAAUCCGAUGAUGUCGGCGGUACAAGCAGAGCAGCAUCCCACAGAUGGCCCAGAGGAAACUCUCCAAACGCAACAAUCAACCGAAGACGACCACCAACAACCGUUUCCACUGGACGACGGCGGUGGGAUUUUGAUGGAAGAGGAAAGCAAUUCCAUCGCUUCCGAAUCCCUCUUCGUACCGGAGGUCAGCUGGGAACUGGGAACGGGUGAGGCGACGACGCAUGUUCACGACGGUGCCUCGAGUUCGCACGAGCCACCACUAGCGACGGCCAUCGCCGAGGACCGGCUGUCGUCGGCUGGCGCCUCACCGUUUUCUUCGGUUUCGUUCCCACCAUCGACGGCAUCGUUUUCUACCUCGCCCACACUUUCGCUGGCCGUCCCGACCCGGCCGGCGUCCCCCGUCGAGCUGCUCGAUGUGGUCGGUACGAUAGACAGCGAAUCGCCCCUGCCCUCGUCCGUCGUCGAUAUCGGUACGAUCGAUGGAACGAUAGACGACAUUAUGGCAACGGAAGAGGUUUCGGCCAUCGAGGAGACGCCCGCAGCGUCCGACGCACUGCCCGAUGGGUGCGUGUUGGAAGCGAUACCAGAGGCCAGUGCUGGCACUGAGACGGUCGGAGCCGAGGUGGAGCUGUGAGACUUGUUGCGCGUAAUCGAUUUUAUCGAUUGGUAGUAAAUGACCCCAAGCGAGCGCACACGCACGAUGUUACUUCCAAUGCCCCAAUGCACAGGAAAGAGCAUGCCCAAUACCGUAUUUGUAUAUAAGGAAUAGUAAUAAUAGCAUGUCUUAGAAGUAAUAGUACCAGGAAUUGGGCUCGAGAUUUUUUAAAUUAAAUUCGAAAGCUGUCACAAAGGAUGGCAAAUUUUUGCAUACUUUUUUUUCGCAUCCCUUUCCCUUCUGUCACAACAAUCCACUUUGGACCGCUUGGGCAAUGGCCGUCGUCAGGUGGGCUCGUAAUAACUGGCAGCAGCUCCCAAGGUACACUUCGUUUGUAGCUAUUGCUGUAUACCCACUAUCCGUUGGGUUCGAUACCCUCUUGCCCCCGGUGUACAUCAGAAUGGACUAAGCAAAUCAAACUGUACAUAUAACCGUUUAUGUAGUAUUAAGACUUGUCCGGUAAACUAGAUUUUAUUUCUGACUAUACAUAUGUAAGAGUAAAAAACGAUCAAUUGAGAAAAAGUUAAAAAAAAGAAAAAAAAAUAUCCAAACGAACAAUUUUCCGUAACAAAUGAAAAUUCUACCGACAAAAAAAACGACAGGCGCUCUUGAAGAUGGCAGGAAGGGCUAGGGGAAAAGAAUUAAUUCCGUACCGAAUACCGGUACGGUCCGUUCGCGCCAAACAUUCUGGUUUGUGUGCAUUGCAACUGUGUAAUGUCGUGAAAUGAUUAUUAAUAUAUUUUUGCCCCUAAUCGGUUGAUUGCA